Molecule: messenger RNA, 2883 nt
Organism: Siniperca chuatsi (mandarin fish)
Lineage: Eukaryota; Metazoa; Chordata; Actinopteri; Centrarchiformes; Sinipercidae
Gene: parvb
Product: parvin, beta
Exons: 13
Coding region: 217-1314 (365 amino acids)
Biological process (GO): substrate adhesion-dependent cell spreading; establishment or maintenance of cell polarity; actin cytoskeleton organization
Cellular component (GO): cytoplasm; lamellipodium; actin cytoskeleton
Molecular function (GO): actin binding
Source: RefSeq, a predicted model, not a curated record
CUCACAUGUGAGUCAUUCGCCUGCAUUGAUGCCCAACCAGCGCUCCUUCCUUCAGUCUGCUGUCCGCCUGUGAAUUUGUUAGUUUGGUGUCUUUUCGCUGUGACUGGAUCGCACACCGGUGCCUGAAUGCCUCACAGGGACGAGUGACAUUAUAAACACACAUUAGAGAGAGAGAGAGAGAGAGAGCAAACCUACACACACGUAGCCUACUGAAAGAUGUCUGGGAUUCCGACCACAUCUGCGAACCCGCAGUCCGCAAAAAUGAAAAAGGACGAGUCUUUUCUCGGGAAAUUAGGAGGGACCCUGGUGCGGAAGAAAAAGUCUAGAGAAGUGAGUGAUCUCCAUGAGGAGGGGAAGCAUGCCAUCAACGCUCCUAUGCUUCCCACAGGGACAGACAUCCAUCCAGAGGACACACUGCUGGAGGAAAACGCUGAGAGGAUCAUGUUGGACCCAACAUCGCGGGAAAAUCUUAAAUUUAAAGAUCUUCUGAAGGUCCUGAUUGACUGGAUCAACAGUGAAUUGGAGGAAGAGAGGAUCAUAGUCAAAGACCUGGAGGAGGACUGUUAUGAUGGACAAGUGCUCCAGAAGUUAUUUGAAAAGUUGUCAGGCAGGAAGCUGAACGUGGCUGAGGUGACCCAGUCGGAGAUCGGCCAAAAGCAGAAGCUUCAGACAGUUUUGGAGGGCGUCAACGAACUGCUGCGGCCUCACGGCUGGACCAUUGAGUGGAGUGUGGACUCUAUCCAUUCAAAGAACCUGGUAGCGAUUGUCUAUCUGCUGGUGGCUCUCGCUAUGCACUUCCAGGCCCCCAUCAGACUGCCUGAGCAUGUUUCUGUACAGGUGGUGGUCAUCAAGAAACGAGAGGGCAUCCUGCAGACUGCUCUUGUGACCAAAGAGCUGACGAGCACCACAGAAAUGAUGUUGGGAAGGUUUGAGAGAGAUGCGUUUGACACUUUGUUGGAUCACGCACCUGACAAGCUCAACGUAGUAAAAACGUCUCUCAUCACCUUCGUGAACAAACACCUGAACAAGCUGAACCUGGAAGUUACUGAGCUGGAAUCUCAGUUUGCUGAUGGAGUGUACCUGGUAUUGCUGAUGGGUCUGCUAGAAGACUACUUUGUCCCUCUGUACAACUUCUUCCUCACCCCUGAGAGCUUCGAACAGAAGGUCCACAAUGUGGCAUUUGCCUUUGAGCUGAUGCAGGAUGGAGGCCUGAAGAAACCCAAAGCCAGACCGGAAGAUGUUGUCAACCUGAACCUCAAGUCCACCCUCAGAGUCCUCUACAACCUGUUCACCAACUACAAAAACUCUGAGUGAACUUUUCCAGUUUCACCCCCUGAUAAUACUUUGAACAUUGCCCUGUGCCUGUGCUGAUAUUAUGCAUUUCAGUCUGAACACUGGAGGAGACCAACUGGGACUGAAAGUCAUCAUUAUGUGGGACUUAAAAAGACCCAUGGGGAGUAGCCUGAAAAAGGCUCUGAAUGUUAGUAUUUAAUCUUCCCCAAAUGUCAGUAUUUAUUUAUUCCUUCCUCGAAUGUUAACUGCAACCCAGGAAACCCUGCAACCUUUAGCCUGCAUUUGAAUACACAGCCGUCACGGGAAAAAUGAAUGAGGGCAGAAUGUUAAAACUAGAAAUGUGUGUGUCAAACCCAACUCUCCAUCACAGAAUAUUUAAGAAAGUUGAAAAUGCUGUUAUACAUUAUAUAGUAUCUGAAAUUGCUUUGUGUACAUAUUAAAAGAGUAGUUCAACAUUUUGUGAAAUACUCUUCUUGCCAAGACUUUGAUGAGAAGAUCGAUACCCACUCUCAUGUUGACAUGCUAAAUAUUAAGCUAACGUUAGAGCCAGCAGCCGGUUAGCUCAGCUUAGCAUGAAGACUGGAAACUGCUAGUCUGGCUCUGUUCGAAGGUAACAAAAUCCACUUGCACACCUCUAAAGCUCACCUAACACGUUAUAUCUUGUUUCUUUAAUCCGUUUUUAAAACCAAAGUGUAAAAACGACAAGUAACUACAGAAGCAGCUGAGAAAACAUCGUUAAAAUUUUCAGGUUGGACAACAAACUGCGCACCAAAUAUAAAGGUUGUGGUACCUUUUUUUUAAUACUUUUUAAGGCUGAUUAAUUCACCGAUUUCUACCGAUAGUUCCUACAUGAAACUGCUUACAACAAAUCUGUGGAUUAUCUUGAGUAACUGUAUUUCUUUGGCGCUUUGAGCAUCACAAGCUGAGUGCCAUAUAGUCCCAUUAUAUUAAAGAAAGGCAGACAUCUCUACGGCCGAUAUCUCCAUAACUCGGCAACUCACACCAAAACAAUCUAGAUGGAUAAAUAGCAGAUAGUUGGGUGGUAUCGGUCUUCUCAACUAACUCUCGACAAUGAAGCGAAUAUGCAUAUUUCCCAAAAAUGUUGACCUAUCCCUUUAAGAAACCUGAAAAUGCUAUGUAUUAUAUAUUAUAUGAAAAUGCGUUGUACACUUACUCUUACUAUAACAUAUACUAUUUUCACUUUUCCUCGACAGCUGAAAGAACUGUGAACGGUUCUUGUUUACGCUGAACUAUUCACCACAUCUCAAGCCAUAUUUAAAAGCUGUUGCCUCCUGCCUUAAGUGCAGUGUGCUCUCGCCGUCCCGGGAGAGCCUCAGUCAGAGUAUCUUUGUAUUGAACGGCCCUUCAGAUGAGUCUCCGAGGAGGCCUGGACCUCUCGCUGCUCUCCUGCUGGCUCCCGCGGUGCCACCUGGAGACCUGCUGAGAUGUACAGUGCACAACUACUCAUCCAUUUUAGAGCCGGGCUGAAUUAUUGAGAGAGUGGCUAAGUCAGUCUAAACUGCGCUUGCGCUGGAUGGCUCUGUGUGUUUUUUAUCUUGCUUAUCAAGAAAUAAAUGCCUUGGAAUCAAA